This is a messenger RNA of Ramularia collo-cygni, 1752 nucleotides long. RefSeq lists its product as uncharacterized. The transcript is spliced from 3 exons. The record is from RefSeq and is a predicted model, not a curated record. Lineage: Eukaryota; Fungi; Ascomycota; Dothideomycetes; Mycosphaerellales; Mycosphaerellaceae. The coding region runs from base 1 to 1752 and encodes 583 amino acids.
AUGGGACCUCCUCCUCCCGUCACCGACGUAUUUUUCCAUGAUGCUUUCGACACACAUUGUGCAUUCACCACGCGCCCCCAGUACAAGGACGCUGUCCCUGCCGCCACACUACCAGAUCUCGUGCAGAGUCUCCCUGUUCACACACCGCCUGCAUACAACGAGCCCGCAUGCCCCAGUAUGAACACUCUUGUCGGUGGGGCUUUGGCCCCGGUACCCAGUUCUCCAACUCGCCGACUUUCCAAGAUUGGUCCAGAUCUGCGGCUGCCGYCCUUCAAAGCACUCGGCAUCGCAGCGUCACACCCGGCGCGAUUGAGUAGUUUGGGCGACAGUCCUCCACCCGUGGGUCUCGGACUAGGCCUUGACGGAACACUUGACCGCCAAACGAGGAGAGAGGCUGAAUCCGACCUUCUCGCAGCAUACAAUACAAGCCAUUUGACGUUUUCUGACACUGGCAUUGGUAUCAGGGAGUCGAGGGUGGUUCCUGGGUGUGCUGUCGCAUCUUCUCUCGUGCACGAUGUGGCAACACUUACGCCGCCAGCGGAGAAUCUUCACAUCGAUUGGGAGCCCAUCCCAGGACUUCACGAGGGAGCUGCGGAUUCCCAUUCUGUGGAGACCGGAAUCCAAGGCAGGCCGCCCACUGAAGAUGCCUCGACAGCCGGCGCGAGUCUGCCGUUGCAGCGGACUGAGGGUAGUUCGAGUGUCGAGGCGGUGCGAUCCUGCAUCGAUGGUGCUUUGGACGUAAUUCUCGACGAUCUGCGUCGGACGAACGUGCCGAAUAAUCCUUUGCGUGUGCUCUCACACGCUCUUCCCAGCCCUUCUCCCACCGGACACUUGUACUCAACCAUCAUUGAUGCCAUCCACAAUACGACCCCUGCAAGUCCCACUAUCUGGAUYAACGUCUUUCACGCAAUUCAAGGUCGAUUUARUCUGGYCGAUCUGCCCACCUCACCCCCUAGCACACCAGCGCCUCUAAACACACCAGGAACGGACGACUACUUUACCCAGAAAGUCUUUGACAGUGCCGUGCCGAUCUCAGAUUACCAGGAGGAUCUCUCCUCGCUACCUCGGUCGCCGCGUCCGAUCGUACCUCCUUGUUCAAUCAACAUUUCCGUAGUGGAGCGCUACAUUCCUCCUACAAGUUCACACGAGUUUAUGCACAUGUUCAACCCGAAUGGCCCCUCGGUUCUGGUCGAUCGUCUCGUUGAACUGUCGCCCAAUAACGGCACACUUCUAUUCAUAUAUCCUACCAAGACCGGUGCUCAGACAUUCAUGCGCGACUAUCUCGGACCUAUCUUGGAUCCACUCUUGAGGUCCAUUGUCGUGGUCAAUGGUCUGUCCUCUGAUCUGAGCAUGACUCUUGGAAACAUGGCAGCGGUCGGUCAGUUGCCGGACUAUGAGCAUUUGAAACGCCAGAUGGUAGCGCUGUGUGCUAAGCUCGCGCCUCGUACCAAUGUAACCAGGGCAAAGUACUCCUUGGUGCACGCUUCGAAAGAGGAGGUAUUCCUCAGCCGUGAGGUAUGGGCCAAAGACUGGUGGGCAAAGCAGGAGAAGCCCCGCAUAAGAGAAGCGAUGACUAGAUUCGCGCAAGAGGCGCAGAAGAAGAGCAGCAAUGAGCACGUUGAGAGAUCGCCUACACCUACGGAACUGAUCCAGCAACUGUUGGAGGGUGUAUGCAAGAAGUCAUAUCCGCCAGGACUGGAGCCGGCGAACGGGAUUGAGGUUAGUGUUUUUGUGAUCAAGCGAUCGGAUUAG